AUGCGUUUCAUUCAGUUUGGGCCCAUCUCCAGGGCCCAAACCUCGGCCACUCCCCGCCGUCCGAUAAACCCCAGAUCAUUGCGCCCGCAACGCCGAUAUAACUCUGAUUCCACUGGACAGAAGAACCCCGCGGGGAACAGCAAAUCAGAACACCCCCAUUCACGGCAACAUGAUGCAGUCCCACCUGCACAGCCGGCAGUCGCAGCCGGCGCAGCAACCGUACCCUCUACCGGUGGACUGGUGCGAUCUCGCGGCAUUCGCGAUGUUAUAAUGGCUGGGCCCAUUGGGAAGUCUGGGAGGUGGUAUGCGCGCAUGCAAGAGCGCAAGCCAUAUGCGACACAACUCUGGAGUUCGAUCAUCAUUUAUCUGUGUGGUGAUCUGAGUGCGCAAAUACUGUUUCCCACUGAGGUUCCUGCGCCUGCAAAGGAAGGCGCCGAAAUUGAUGAGAAUGAGGAAGAGCGGGAGACUGUCGCAGCUGGAUACGACCCGUACAGAACUUUGCGGCAUCUUUGUGUUGGAGUUGGGUCGAGUAUCCCAUCUUAUAAAUGGUUUGCGUUCCUCAGCAACAACUUCAACUACUCGAGCAAAAUCCUCUCGAUUCUCACCAAAGUCGUCGUGCAGCAAACGGUCUUUACUCCCAUCUUCAACACAUACUUUUUCAGCGUGCACUCCCUCCUUGGCGGCGCAACAUUUGACGAAACUUGGGAGCGCUUGAAGAAGGCCCUCCCCGUUAGCAUUCAAAAUAGCGUGAAGCUUUGGCCUGCGGUUACAGCAUUUAGCUUUAUGUAUGUGCCAGCGCAGUUCCGCAAUGUGUUCUCGGGCUGUAUUGCCGUUGGUUGGCAGACGUAUCUCAGUUGGUUGAAUCAGAAGGCCGCCAAGGAGGUGUUAGCUGCGGAGCAGCUUGCGGCGGCCGAGGAAAGAGCCGGGAGCGCAUUGAAUGCUGCUUCUGGUCGGAAUAUGAUUCCUGCUGGAGCAUGA
Molecule: messenger RNA, 978 nt
Organism: Penicillium soppii
Lineage: Eukaryota; Fungi; Ascomycota; Eurotiomycetes; Eurotiales; Aspergillaceae
Product: Mpv17/PMP22 family protein
Exons: 2
Coding region: 1-978 (325 amino acids)
Cellular component (GO): membrane; cytoplasm; mitochondrion
Source: RefSeq, a predicted model, not a curated record